CCGACCUGCCGCGCGUCACCAUGCAGCCUCGACCAUGGACCUAUCACCCCGAGGUGGGCUCCAUUGUCUCCUAAAGAAAGCGCCCGACGCAGCCUGCAUCCAAAUUAGCGAAGAGAGUUUCGGCGACUUGCGACUUAGCGGCAGUGCGUACGAAACCGAUCGCGGACGGGGGUUGACGUUUAAUCGAAUUUCGAACGUGUUUUUUUUUUAAUUUGAAACUUUUUGUUUUUUAUUGCAAUUUUGUUGGCAAAGGUUCAACAGUAGUGGGACUGUUUAAAUGACAUUUUGUGUAGUGUAGUGCAAUAAAAGCUUAGGCGAUGGAGAGCCUACCACGUGUGAUACUGAGCAUAGCUUUAGCCAGUCUGCUGCCCAUACCUGCAAUCAGCAAGGAGGUGGCCAAGGAAGAUAUCCCUCACUCGAGACAGAAGAGGAUCCUGUGGAUCACCAAUGAUGGGCGACUGGCCCUCCCCCCGGGGACGUCCAUGGCCAUCACACCCUCGUUAUCCAUGCCCUUCGUCCGGCAUCCACCCAACGGGUUCUUGUCGAAUGUGACCGUCAGUUUUCCGUUUUCAAUCGACUUCGACAAGCUCGGUUUGACUGACAACGAGAACCCAUACGGAGAUCUGCCGCCGAUCUUCGCGCGGUCCAUGGGCCGAGCGGCCGCGUCAGUCAUGGCAGACUACGUGGGACAGUACCUGGACACGCGGAGAGGAAAGAGAGCCGCCCCGGAGAGAGAGACGGAGAAGGCGGCGGUGGACAAGUUCCAUGGAGGAGAGAGAGCCAUAAUGUAUGGCAUUGCUGAGGACCUCCUGGCCAACUUCGGUCUCUCUGGCAAGGAGUGUCUCCUUAGAGCAAUAUGCGAGACCCACGCGCAUCCACUUACUAACUUCGGCUUCGUGGGAGAAGUUAUGAAGUUGUUCUUUAGCCCUAGCAAAUCUCCGUACGCGGAACUUCUAGAAGAAUACGUAGAAGCCCAGAAGACGGGGGAGUCCACGGGCGAGUGCUGGCCCUACUACAGGCUGUGCCCGAAAAGUUUCUUUCAACCAUCAAAUAAAUAUUCAAAGAAUGCCGAAGGUCUGCACAGGCGACAGGAGCAUGACGACAUCGACAACAAUAUAAUAGAUGUCAAAGCCAUGUAAAUAAAAAAAGUAAAAGUAAAACGUUGGGGCACCACAGUUU
Messenger RNA from Aricia agestis (brown argus), 1179 nucleotides. RefSeq lists its product as uncharacterized. The transcript has 6 exons. The coding region runs from base 318 to 1139 and encodes 273 amino acids. NCBI's taxonomy places the organism in Eukaryota, Metazoa, Arthropoda, Insecta, Lepidoptera, Lycaenidae. The record is from RefSeq and is a predicted model, not a curated record.